UAUAUAUGAUCAUUAAUGUGUACGGAAAUCUGGUAAUAAUUAGUGUAUAUAUUUGAAGAUAACAAUGCUGCCUGCUACAAUGGAUUAUUAUGUAAUAAUUAGAAUGGUGUUGGUGCUGUGCAUGGCUUCUUCUUCACUGGGAGCAACAACUAUUUUCAAUGUGAUGAGUUAUGGAGCAGUCGGAAAUGGAAGAAUCGAUGAUUCCCAAGCAUUCUUGAAAGCAUGGAGAGCAGCGUGUCAGGGACAGGCAACACCGGCCACGCCCGUUGUUUAUGUACCCCAAAAGAAGACGUUCUUACUGUCACCUCUGACAUUCAACGGCCCAUGCAAGUCCUCUCGUGUUUAUAUGCUCGUAUCAGGAAAUAUUGUGGCCCCUGUAAAAACGGGAUGGAGAGGGAAUCAGAAAAAUGCGUGGAUCAUAUUUUCUAACAUCAACGGACUUGUCGUCAAGGGCAAGGGAGUCAUCGACGGUCAGGGAUCCUCCUGGUGGCCGUCUCGCCCUUGCUUCGAUGACCCAGCUAAUGGUCAAAAUUGCAAGGGACCAACUGGAAUGAUGUUCCGGAGAUGCAACGGUUUAAGACUAGAUGGAUUUUCCAAAAUUAACGGACCAGGAAGUCAUAUCUUAAUCUCUGCAACUAAAGACGCUGUUCUCACUAAUCUCCGCAUUGUCGCCCCCGGGGACAGCCCUAAUACUGACGCCAUUGACAUCUCCUCCUCUACAGCUGUACAAAUCCGUAACUCUUUCAUUGCAACAGGUGACGACUGUGUUGCAAUUAGUGCGGGAUCUUCAAAUAUUGAUGUUAGUGGAGUAACAUGCGGGCCGGGUCAUGGUAUCAGCAUCGGAUCCUUGGGAGGCGGAGGCUACGACGUUGUAGAAAAUGUACGUGUCCGAAACUGCACGUUGAAAGGGACACUAACUGGAGUAAGAAUUAAAACUCUGCAGGGAGGGAAAGGAUAUGCAAGAAGGAUAUCAUUCGACGGAAUAAAGUUUGAGGCAGUGGAUAACCCGAUUCAAAUCGAGCAAUUUUAUUGCCCACUCAAAGUGAAUUGCCAAAACUACACAUCGGCUGUUGCUGUAAGCGACGUAUCGUUCACUGCAAUAAGCGGGACAUCAGUUGCAGAGAACGUUAUAAAUUUGAGUUGCAGCCAAAGUGUAGCAUGCAACAACAUUAAACUCGACAGAGUUUACAUAAAACCCUCAACUCCAGGAAAGAAAGUGUACUCCAGUUGUUUCAAUGCUCGCGGACAAGCUACCCAUACUAAGCCUGCUGUCAACUGCCUUCGCCAUUAGAAUUUACUUAUUUUUUCGUUUUUUAAGAAUAAUUUAUGUCAUUUUAUGAUGUAAACUUGUGAUUGAUCCGUAUAUAUUGUUUAAUAUUCAUAUGAAUA
Messenger RNA from Sesamum indicum (sesame), 1389 nucleotides. Its product is annotated as putative polygalacturonase At3g15720. Lineage: Eukaryota; Viridiplantae; Streptophyta; Magnoliopsida; Lamiales; Pedaliaceae. Gene Ontology annotation, molecular function: polygalacturonase activity. Gene Ontology annotation, biological process: carbohydrate metabolic process. The record is from RefSeq and is a predicted model, not a curated record.